Molecule: messenger RNA, 2943 nt
Organism: Aplosporella prunicola CBS 121167
Lineage: Eukaryota; Fungi; Ascomycota; Dothideomycetes; Botryosphaeriales; Aplosporellaceae
Exons: 1
Source: RefSeq, a predicted model, not a curated record
AUGACGGAGCACCUGGCCGACGAAGCGGCCGACAGCGUGCCCGCUCUUCCCCCCGCAGAGGACGACGACGACUUUGCCGACGACACCGACGCCAUGAUCCUGUCCGACGACGGCCGAGACCGUGUCUACACGCCCCCUCCGCGCAUCGCCGCUCGCUUCUCCCGCCCACCCAACAACCCUCGCCGCAAGAGCUCCGCAGCCUCGUCCCGCCGCAACUCCAUCUCCUCGACCCACUCGCACCAGAGCAACCUCUCGCUACGCGGGCCCGUCUGCCAGAGCAACCAUGUCGCUCAGCACCUGCGUCGGGCUUCCAUACUCGAGAGCCGCAAGGCUCGCCUGGCCGAUAGGGCCGCCCACGCCGAGCAGGUUAGGCUGCGAGCCGCGCUGGCCAAGUCAUCGCCACGCAUCUCGAACAGCGAAGAGAAGGCUUUAGCCGCGCAGCAGGCUCGCGAAAAGCACCUGGCCCAGGUGGCCGCGGCAUGCGCCGAAGAGGUCCGCCGCGCCAAGAAGGUCGCCGAGGACAUGAAGGAGCGCAAGGCCGCCGAGGAGAAGCGAUACCGCCUGGAGAUGCAGGAGAAGCUGGCCGAGGCGGAGCGGAGGCGCCUGGAAUACAAGCGGAACCUGAGACGGCCGCGCACGGCAAGCUCGCCGACCACCGAGUCCAAGAAGCCUGUCUCGGCUGUUGCUUCGGUGCUGGACGAGGAUACGGCCGCCAGACGCAUACAGAGAACCUGGCGGACAGGGAAGAGACGGCAGAUGAUCGAGUCAUUCUUGGACCUGGGCCUGUCCAUUGACAAGGUGCAGGAGACCAGCUUCGAGGAGAUUAGCAACCUGCUGGCCGACGAGAAGGUGCUCACUCUGACGGCCAGAGUGCUGGACCUCUUCAAGCUGCAGGGCUCCGACGGCUCAAUCGGCAACGACGCCGCUGCCAUCAGAACGUUCCUUAGUGCCUACCUCAUUCUGGGCCACCCGGCUGCCGUCCUGAGCAGCAAGGAUGGUGAUCUGGAGCAGGACCUCAUCAAGAAAGCCAAGGAUCUGGUUAUUUCUUUUGAAUCAACAUUAUCGAAGUUAUGCUUCGAGAACCGAUACACACCCCCGCCGACUCAUCUUGAGACGGUGCUCCUGGCUCAUGGAGCUUUCCUUACGGCCUUUUCGGAUUGGAAGGCCCAAGAUUCUCACACUCUUAUUGAAAUGAUGGUUGCAUCAUUUGUCAACCUUGACGCCAUUUGGCAAAGUGUCAAGGACGACACCCGUGGCGAGGUGGCCAACGACUAUCGUGAAGGUAUCCGCGAUAACCAGGUCAUCCUUCUUAGCAAGAUCCGCAAGCUCGCUGGCCCCGAGCGGGCGAACACACUCAUUAAAAAGGCCAUCAACGAGAGCAGGAGGGCCAAAGCGAGAGACAGGCGCCGUCGCCCCGUGGGUGACGUGCGUCCACGUGCUGCGGAGAGCGACACCGCAUCCGAGACUUCCGAGACGAGCAGUGAGGCGGCGACACAAGCAGCCGAGAAGGCUGCUGGAGGGCGCGAGUUUCUCCAGCAGGAUGAGCAGGCGGAUCUCGAGGGUGCGCAGGCUGAUGCUCUCGCGAAGCUCUUUUCACCGAUGCCGUCGAACAGAGAGCUUGUUCAUGAACUGGCCAUCGACAAGGAGUUCAGGAUCGAUGAAGCUCAGCCCUCGGAGAUACGGGACGCUCUGAACCGCGAGAUCUGCGAGAGCAUGAAGCGCGCGUUCGAGCGUGGCGAGGGCGCCCCGUGGACGACUGCUAUGGCGGAGAACAUUAGGGGCAAGCUGCUGCGGUUGCUGAAGCCCGGAAACUCAAUUUACAGGCUCAUCUCCGAGGCCCUCGACCCGGAGUUUAUUUACCAGCAGGCCACUAACGGCGUUUUCUCCUACGACAAGUUCUAUUCGUUUAUGGCUACGAUCAUGCCGAAGCUCUGCGCGCCGUUCAGAGACCAGCAGGUCAAGGCUCUGACGGAGGAGCUGCAAGAGUCGGGUGAUUUGGACCAGAUGAUUGGGAAGCUAUUCAAGCUUCUUCACAUUAUUGAUUUGCUGUCUCUGGACUACCAAAACUAUCUGCUCCAGACUAUGGCCCCGACACUGCUCAAGGAAGCGCCCGGCUACGAGCAGCGUGCGUUUGCGCAGGAUCUCGAGAGCGGCGCAAUCACUCUCCAGAAGACGAAGAGAUGGUUCAGUAGUGCGUCCGUCAACUGCCUCACCGAAGCAGACCGCCGCGACCCUAUCUACGGCCCACCGACGGCGCAGAAGAUCUACGCGCGCGGGCUUGUCGACCUCGCCAUCGCCGCUCCACCAUUGCAGGAGGCAGAAGUGCCCGAGACGCUGCAUCUCGACCACGCGCGGCUGGCGCGGAUCCGCGAGGAAGCGGUCAAAAUCACAACCGUGGGCGCGAUCCUGCUGACGGCGAAGAACCUGCUACGCCGUGACGUGCGGUCGCAGUGGAAGCCGCAGGCGGCGCGCAUGUGGGCGCUGCUGAAGGAGGGGUACACGAACGCGGACAGCACGCUUCCAGCGAAGAUGCUAUCAAUUCUCGAGAGCAGCCACGCUAUGCCGGCGGCGACGCGGACACAGCUCGCCAAUACGACGACGCGGCUGUUGCUGCAGGCGGCAGCGGGGCGGCUGACAGACCCGGUCGUCAAGGUGCUGUUCCAGCGCCUGAAGACGCACGUGCUGAACCGUGUGAGCGCGUGCACGAGCGGAGAGCGCGUCCGCGCCGCCAGCACGGCGAGUGAAGGGCUGGCCACGAGCGGGCUGCCCGAGUUUGUGGGCCAGGUCGGCGAUCUCGUCGAUCAGCUUAUUAGCGUCAGCGAGGCGGACCGCAAGGCCCAUGGCGUGUGGUACGAGCAGAUUGCGAAGGAGGUGGAGCGCGUGGGCGAGGAGGACGAAGCUGCUGCUGCUGCUGCGGCGGCGGCGGAGGCGGCGGCUUCUUCU